AUGGUGUCCUACUAUGGAAGUCAAUGGGACGAUUGCUGUGCACCUGGUCUCACAUACCGGUCAGACAGAGCAGUCAACAGCUACCAAGGGAGUCUGGAGGAUGUAAAACCACAAAACUCAUGGCUCACAAUUAACUGUUUCAAUCCUGUGUUCCAGGGUCACCAAACAGCUUUACACCGGGCAGCUGUUGUGGGAAACCGUGAUGCCAUCUCUGCUCUCAUCCGUGGAGGAUGUGCACUAGAUCUUCAAGACAAGGAAGGCAACACUGCUUUGCAUGAGGUGUCGUGGCACGGCUUCAGUCCGUGUGUUAAGCUACUGGUCAAAGCUGGAGCAGAUGUCCAGGUGCCGAACAAAGCAGGAAACACAGCGCUACAUCUAGCAUGCCAGAAUGGACAUCGCCAAACUGCAAGAAUGCUGUUACUUGGUGGAGCGGUGGCCGACAGCAAAAACAAUGCACGUGACACGUGUUUACACAUGGCUGCUCGCUACAAUCACUUGGCCAUUAUUAAGUCUCUCCUGGAUUCUUUGUGUUCAGCUGCUGAGAAAAACAAGGUUGGAGAGACGGCUCUCCAUGUAGCUGCUGGUUUAAACCACAAGAAAGCUGUUCGUUUGUUACUGGAAGCUGGAGCUGAUGCAUACACAAAAAACAAUGCAGGCCACACUGCUCUUGAUAAAGCCCGGGACAAUAACAAUAAAGAUGUGGCCAUUCUUCUAGCAAAGUCUAAUCAGGUCCAAAAGAUUGCACGCAGAAAAACAAUGAAGAAAAGAAGAGCUGUAUUACAAACACAGAGCAGAACUCAAUCCAUCCCCAGAGAUCAGGUCACACUACAGACUUCAGAUCAGAGAUUUCCUGAAGUGGAUGGAGCACACGGAGGUGAUUAUGUACAACCAGAACAGAACAAACCAACUUUGAGCCUUUCUACAAGGAAAAAGAUCAAGAAAUCAAGACAGAAGGCUACUGUAAAAGAUUGUUACUGUAAGCCCCUCAUCAAAAAGCUGGAGAAUAAACUGAAAGCCAAGGAGAUGGAAAUGAGAUCACAAAUUCACACCGUUGAACAGGAGAUGAACUGCAGACUGGAGAAAAUAGAGCAUAAAGACAAACAUCAGAUUAAAGCGCUUGAGAAACUCACACAGGAGCAUGUGUCUGCCGAGAGGACAGAGUGCCAUUAUCGGAUCAAUCAGAGGGCCACUCUGAAAUGCAUGGAGGGAGAAAAAAGACAGCAGGUUGAAACACGUUACUACAAACUCCUGCGGUCUCCAUCGGCGGAUCAUUCUCUGGUGGACACAGAUCCAGAAGGUCUUCCUUUGCUUUCAUUUAUGUCAGAGGAGAGCUCCAGCUCACUGGCCACCUAUGUCAAUGUGUUACCCAGCCCUGGCACAAGCCCUGGCACGAGACAAUACCUUCAUAUGAAGAUGAAUGGCUCAUCAGAUGAUUAUUAUAAUCCAAAAGACCUAUCCAUCUUCAAACACAAACCACUCAUAAGGAGUUUGGCCACUGCUGACCCCCCGUGGCAGAGAGAAGAAACACAGGAGGCAGAUGCAUCAACAUCCAGGCCAUACAAGGGGAUUGAACCCGGUGACAGCAGUGCCAGAAGCAGCAUGUCUACGUCCACCAAACAAUUGAACGACAGUGAUACAGACACAAAGCCCAGCCCGGCCUGGAGACAUGGCAAACAUUUAAAGAACAGAAUUAAAGCGCACCGCAUUCACACCAAGCAGGGCGGCGCCGUGUCAACGUUGGAGGUUUUUAGCCAAGGGCCUGCAGAGGCCACCUUCAUCCAGGAGCGGGCAAACCUGCAUGCCAUGGAAGUGACGCAACAUUUCUUUGAAACGGUUUCCACGCAACUGGAACGCUGGUAUGAGAGGAAAAUUCGGGAUGCUCAAAGGGAGGUGGAACAGAAAGCUCAGCAAGAAAGAGUCAGUCUGCUUCAAAAGAUCAAGAUGCUUGAAGAAGAGCUGCAGAGACUUCACACUAAUACAGAGACAUGAAAUGCUGACACAUAGUGAUCACUAUCA
Molecule: messenger RNA, 2016 nt
Organism: Paramisgurnus dabryanus
Lineage: Eukaryota; Metazoa; Chordata; Actinopteri; Cypriniformes; Cobitidae
Source: RefSeq, a predicted model, not a curated record